This is a messenger RNA of Synchiropus splendidus (mandarinfish), 2759 nucleotides long. RefSeq names its product elongation factor 2-like. Gene Ontology annotation, biological process: translational elongation. NCBI's taxonomy places the organism in Eukaryota, Metazoa, Chordata, Actinopteri, Syngnathiformes, Callionymidae. The transcript has 14 exons. Gene Ontology annotation, cellular component: cytosol; ribonucleoprotein complex. Gene Ontology annotation, molecular function: GTP binding; GTPase activity; translation elongation factor activity. The record is from RefSeq and is a predicted model, not a curated record. The coding region runs from base 180 to 2753 and encodes 857 amino acids.
GCCCCGUUUGGCUUAGACCCAGGCUGUGUACUUACCAGCAACGCCCCCUAGUGGCUCUGCCCUUUUCCCGCAGUGGAGCAGCAGCUGCAGCAGGACCGUCUCUCCAGACAGAACCAGGACUUUCUGUCUUGUGUGUUCUCGAACAAUCCCCUCAUCGAGACGCAAGAGCCGCCGCCAACAUGGUGAACUUCACAGUGGAACAGAUCCGUGGAAUCAUGGACAAAAAGUCCAACAUCAGGAACAUGUCAGUGAUCGCCCACGUUGACCACGGGAAGUCCACUCUGACCGACUCCCUGGUGUCUAAAGCCGGCAUCAUUGCGUCAGCCAAAGCCGGAGAAACCCGCUUCACAGACACGCGCAAAGAUGAGCAAGAGCGCUGCAUCACCAUCAAGUCCACCGCCAUCUCCAUGUACUAUGAACUCAGUGAGAAUGACUUGGCAUUCAUCAAGCAGAGCAAGGACGGGAACGGCUUCCUCAUCAACCUGAUCGAUUCUCCCGGUCAUGUGGACUUCUCCUCCGAGGUCACAGCUGCACUCCGGGUGACCGACGGAGCGCUGGUGGUGGUGGACUGUGUCUCAGGCGUGUGUGUGCAGACGGAGACGGUGCUGCGGCAAGCCAUCGCCGAGCGCAUCAAGCCGGUUCUGAUGAUGAACAAGAUGGACCGGGCCUUGCUGGAACUCCAGCUGGAACCAGAGGAGCUCUUCAAGACCUUCCAGUGCAUCGUGGAGAACGUCAAUGUCAUCAUUUCCACCUACGGAGAGGAUGAAGGGGGACCUAUGGGCCACACCAUGAUCGACCCUGUUAUCGGCACAGUGGGUUUCGGUUCCGGUCUCCACGGCUGGGCCUUCACUUUGAAGCAGUUCGCCGAGAUGUACGUCAACAAGUGCGCCAAAAAGGGCUCUUUAAUGGAGCCCUCAGAGAGGUGCAAGAAGGUGGAGGACAUGAUGAAGAAGCUGUGGGGCGACAGAUAUUACGACCCAAGUAAUGGCAAGUUCUGUAAGACAGCGGAAGGAUCUGAGAGCCAGAAGCUUCCUCACACUUUCUGCCACUUCGUUUUGGAUCCAAUCUUUAAGGUGUUCGACGCCAUCAUGAAUUUUAAAAAGGACGACAUUCAAAACCUCCUCACCAAGCUGGACGUCAAGCUGGACGCGGAGGACAAGGAGAAGGAAGGGAAGCCGCUGCUGAAGGCGGUGAUGCGGCGCUGGCUCCCGGCCGGCGAGGCCCUGCUCCAGAUGAUCACCAUUCACCUGCCGUCGCCGGUUACCGCACAGAAGUACCGCUGCGAGCUGCUCUACGAGGGACCUGGAGAUGAUGAGGCCGCCAUGGGUAUUAAGAACUGCGACCCCAAGGCUCCUCUGAUGAUGUACAUCUCCAAAAUGGUGCCCACCAGUGACAAGGGUCGAUUCUAUGCUUUCGGUCGCGUCUUCUCCGGCUCCGUCUCCACCGGACAGAAAGUUCGGAUCAUGGGACCGAACUUCAGCCCGGGCAAGAAAGAAGAUCUCUACGUGAAAACUAUCCAGAGGACCAUCCUCAUGAUGGGCCGUUACGUGGAGCCCAUUGAAGAUGUUCCCUGCGGCAACAUUGUGGGUCUUGUUGGUGUAGACCAGUUUCUAGUGAAGACUGGGACCAUCACCACCUAUGAACAAGCCCACAACAUGAGGGUGAUGAAGUUCAGCGUGAGCCCGGUGGUCAGAGUCGCGGUGGAGGCCAAGAACCCAGCUGAUUUGCCAAAACUAGUGGAGGGUCUGAAGCGCCUUGCCAAGUCUGACCCCAUGGUGCAGUGCAUUAUUGAGGAGUCUGGCGAGCACAUUGUAGCUGGAGCUGGGGAGCUUCACCUGGAGAUCUGUCUGAAGGACCUGGAGGAGGAUCACGCCUGCAUUCCACUGAAGAAAUCUGACCCGGUGGUCUCAUACAGAGAGACGGUGACCGAGGAGUCGGACCAGAUGUGCCUCUCCAAGUCUCCCAACAAGCACAAUCGUCUCUUCAUGAAGGCCCGACCUUUCCCAGACGGCCUGGCCGAGGACAUCGAGAGGGGGGACGUGACGUCGCGACAGGAGAUCAAGUGUCGCGCGCGCUACUUGGCGGACAAAUACGAGUGGGAGGUGACGGAAGCCCGCAAGAUCUGGUGCUUCGGUCCUGAUGGAUCGGGAGCCAACCUCCUCAUAGACGUUACAAAGGGGGUCCAGUACCUCAAUGAGAUCAAAGACAGUGUGGUGGCGGGAUUCCAGUGGGCAACAAAAGAGGGGGUGCUGUGCGAGGAGAACAUGCGAGCCGUUCGCUUCGACAUUCAUGAUGUCACGCUGCAUUCUGACGCCAUCCACCGGGGUGGAGGGCAGAUCAUCCCGACAGCCCGCCGGGUCCUGUACGCCUGCCAGCUCACCGCUCAGCCUCGACUCAUGGAGCCAGUUUACCUGGUAGAGAUUCAGUGUCCAGAGCAGGCCGUUGGAGGCAUCUAUGGCGUGUUGAACAGGAAACGUGGUCACGUUUUCGAAGAGUCACAAGUGACAGGAACUCCCAUGUUUAUAGUCAAAGCCUACCUGCCUGUCAACGAGUCCUUCGGUUUCACUGCCGACCUGCGCUGUAGCACCGGAGGCAAAGCCUUCCCCCAGUGUGUGUUUGACCACUGGCAAAACCUCCCAGGUGACCCCAGAGACCCCACCAGCAAACCCUUUCAAGUCGUGGCUGAAAUUAGGAAACGUAAAGGGCUGAAGGAAGGAAUCCCCGCCCUGGAUAAUUACCUGGACAAAUUGUAACAUUCG